AUGUCAGAUAUCAACCUGGACGAAAUUCGAGACACCUUGGUUGAGAUUGCCCGUACAGCAGGCAAAAUCAUUCUUGAGCGAAGCGGCCGAGUGACAUUCGACGACAAGAAGAAUGCAGUCGAUCUGGUGACAGAGGUAGACAAGGCCGUUGAAGUUCUUGUUUCCGACACUCUGCGGUCCAAGUAUCCCCAGUUCGAGUUCAUGGGAGAAGAGUCGUACGUUCCUGGUGAAACUCAAUUGACGGACGCCCCUACUUUCAUCGUCGACCCAAUUGAUGGUACAACUAACUUCAUUCACUUUUUCCCGCAGGCCUGUAUUUCCCUGGGCUUUGCUGUCGAACGUAAACCUGUGGUGGGGGUCGUUUUCAACCCUUUCUUGAACCAAAUGUUCACCGGAGUGGCCGGAAAAGGAUCGUUCUUGAACGACGAGAAACUGCCCUUGCGUAAAGCUAGUAAACUAUCACUGCAGGGUUCUUUGUGCGCUAUCGAAUGGGGAACGGAUCGCGAUAACGACAAUUACGAGAUCAAGGUCCGUGCAUUCGAGUCACUAGCUCGAGGACUUUCCCAGGGUGGUGGAUUUGUUCACGGCUUCCGCAGUCUCGGAUCGGCGGCCCUCAAUAUGAGCAACGUCGCUGCCGGCACCUUGGACUCCUACUGGGAAGGUGGCUGCUAUGCGUGGGAUGUCUGCGCAGGCUGGGUCAUUUUGUCCGAGGCUGGUGGAAAAGUUGUUGGCGGAAACCCUGGACAGUGGGAAACUCCAAUCGAUGGCCGAGUUUAUCUGGCCGUUAGAGGAGCCGAUGCACGGGAGCAGAAAAAGUACAUUGAAGACUACUGGAGUCAUAUUAAGGGCAAAUUGGUCUAUAAACACUAG
Messenger RNA from Wickerhamiella sorbophila, 870 nucleotides. RefSeq names its product Inositol monophosphatase 2. The coding region runs from base 1 to 870 and encodes 289 amino acids. Gene Ontology annotation, biological process: phosphatidylinositol phosphate biosynthetic process; inositol metabolic process; signal transduction. The transcript has a single exon. The record is from RefSeq and is a predicted model, not a curated record. Lineage: Eukaryota; Fungi; Ascomycota; Dipodascomycetes; Dipodascales; Trichomonascaceae. Gene Ontology annotation, molecular function: inositol monophosphate 1-phosphatase activity.